Molecule: messenger RNA, 1470 nt
Organism: Aureobasidium subglaciale EXF-2481
Lineage: Eukaryota; Fungi; Ascomycota; Dothideomycetes; Dothideales; Saccotheciaceae
Exons: 1
Coding region: 1-1470 (489 amino acids)
Source: RefSeq, a predicted model, not a curated record
AUGGAUAUGCAACGCCCCUCCCCCUCUCCCCAAUCACAGGACGAAGGUGAAGGAGACGAGAAUUCUUCUUGCCUUCAGAUGGCCCUCUCCUACGACGUCGAUCCUCUCCUGGAGUGGCUGGCCAGGUUCGACGACGUCACCGACGAAGAUGAGGCUAUCAUGCCUGUAUCCUCGCUUCCUGCUCCUCCUGAGAUGGUUCCAAUGACCCUGCCCCUUUCUGGUUUGCCAAACAAAUGGCUGGGCAUAAAUCUGCCCGCCACAGGUAACAUCACAGACUCGUUGGCAGAGAGAAUACAUUUGGAUAAGCAUGUGGAGAAGAUGAAGAAAUGGAUGGGAAAGCGGUCGCAGCAACUGGAAAGGGUCAAGAAAGGAGAACAUCGCGCCAAUAAACCACCAACCCCUAGUGGUAGAGCCACUUCUUCGAGACUGCCUCAUCAUUUCCGCACAAACGUGGCUAGAAAUGCCAGGGAUCUGCUGGCAAACAACUUCUUUGCCUCCAGUGUCCAGGGAUUUAUGGAUCUGCCCCUGGAGGGAAGACUGGCCUUCUACGGCGCAAAACUACUCGCCCCUGACAUGAUCAGCAUACCAGACUCCUCUACAAUCGCCACUAGCCUGUCUACCCACUGCAUCUCCACCCUCGUCGACCCUCACGCUCGCUCCUUCCUCGCCAUAUCUACUCUCAACCUGCUGUCUCCUAAACACUGCAAACUCUGGCGCGAAGCUUCCCGCUACUUCUGGCUUAAAAACAGCUUUAUCAUCAACAUCACCCACAUUUCCACUAUACUCGACAGACUACCUUAUCGUGUAAAGGCUUUUGUCGGUACCCUUCACAUAACCCUGGACUUUCUACACGAUCUAGACUUUUCAGCCUCGAGCGAAGAUGUCCUCGCCCGGCAAGCUCAUACUCUCCAGACUCAGAGUCAAGGAUUAAGGAGAUUGGUCAAGGAGUGCUAUAGCAUGUCUAGUCUGAGACUGCGUAUUCAAUGCUCAUGGCCGAACGCCCAGCUCAGAGGUCAGGAAAAGGGAGUUUGCAGUUGCAGGGACAGAAGUUGCAGUACUUGUGUCAAAUACAGCACCCUCGACUCCCUCCUCCAGCAUCGUGUAGAGUACCUUCUCUGGCUCUUCUACGCCUCCCUGAAAUGCCCUCAGCAUACCGUUGCAAUUGACAUCGAACACACAAACCUCCAAGGCGGCAUCGACAUCUCCACCACCCCUAUCGACUACACCCAGCUGGAAGAAGUAGGCAGAGCAGUCCAUGAAGCAAGACGCCCAAGACAGCGCCGCCACCAGCUCGAAAAAGCAGGAGAAGUAAUUGUAGAGCGCUACAAUGGCCCGUUCUCUGAACCCAGCAAUCAGUAUGCUCAGAUGAGGAUGAGUAGGUUUGUGGAUAGCAUGAUGGCUGAGAAUGCUGUUGUUGAUGAGACGUUUGGAGACAAGUAUCUUGCGUUCAAGGAGACAUAUCAGAGAUGA